UCGAUCAAGUUAUCAACGUAACGCACACCAUUUAAUGUGAGGAAAAGUGUAGUUGUCAACGCAAUGAAAGUAAGAAAAAGUAUCACAGCCGUUUAGACUUUAGAAACUGAGCUUCAACCGGGAAGUAAGAAGGGCUUCUCAUUUUUCACCUUUGCAGUGUGAUAAUUUAUAUCGUUAUCGCUGCAUGCCUCGUGAUUGUCGUCUGCUCAAAAUAGUUGGGUCUUGAUUCAAUUUUUGUCUUGUUUUCUAGUUAAAAAAUGUACCGUUAUUCCUUACGCAAAGUGUUGAGUCAACGUAAACCCAUUGUAAUUCCAUGCGAUGAGACUUUUUCUACGUGUAAUUGCUUAAAUCAACGUGUGUGCAGUUCGUUAUCGGAAGCAAAUAAAAAUGUGAAGAUAAAUGAAAAUGUUAAACCAAACUGGAUUCCUUUUAGCCAAGCAAAGCAGGGAGAAUUUUAUCAGCAGAAACCAAAGCUAGAUAACCCUUUUCUUUCAGAUUUGCCAUUACGACGAUUUUUGGAUUAUCAUGUACCUUCUGAGGUAAAGAAUGAAAUCAGUAAAGAUCUUGAAAACUUUGGCUCAAGGAUUGUACAUGAAAUCGACAAUCUUGGUUGGGAAUGUGAGCUAAAUUUACCAUAUUUACGUACCCAAGACGCUUGGGGUGUCCGUGUGGAUGAAUUAAUAACUUGCAGUGCUUGGCAGAAGCAACGUGAUAUUAGUGCAGAAGAAGGUCUGAUUGCUAUUGCUUAUAAACGUGAACUUCAUUACUGGAGUCGACUGCAUCAAAUAUGUAAAUUAUAUUUGUAUUCGCCAUCAUCUGGCUUGUAUUCCUGUCCAGUGGCUAUGACUGAUGGAGCUGCUAAAACUAUCGAAUCCCUUAGUGAAAAGAGGGAGUUAUUCCAAAAGGCAUAUAACUACCUAACAUGCAGAGAUCCUACUAAAUUUUGGACUUCUGGACAAUGGAUGACUGAGCGAAGAGGUGGAUCAGACGUUGCUAAUGGAACUGAAACUAUCGCUAUUCAAGAUAAAGAUGAGGACUUCUUCCACUUGUAUGGAUAUAAAUGGUUUACUUCUGCUGCAGAUUCAAAUAUGGCGCUUACAUUAGCUAGACAGCAUCCAAGUGAAACAAGCAUUGAGGGUAAAAAGGGAUUGACACUCUUUUACUUAGAAACCCGAAAUGAAGAUGGAAAGUUAAACAAUAUGCAACUGGUAAGGCUGAAAAACAAAUUAGGAACAAGACAACUACCAACAGCUGAAAUACUCUUGGACGGCUCCAUUGCGUAUAAAAUGUCUGAAACAGGGGCUGGUAUUUCUGUUAUAUCUCAUAUGUUGAAUAUAACGCGUCUGCAUAAUGCAGUGUCAGCUAUUUCUUAUAUGCGAAGGUAAGAAUAAAUUUAGACAUAUUUGUAUUUUUUAUCAUCCAAUAUAUAUUAUUUCUAUAGUAUAAAUCUCUCUUAGUUAAUAUCUACGCAAAGAAGUUUCAAGAAAAGGACGCCGUUAGAAAGAUAUUUGCAUUGCUUAGAAAUCAAUAAGAAUCUUUAAAAAGAUUUCACAGUUUAAUAGUUAUAUAUUGAAUUUUAAUUAUGUGAACACUUAAUAUAUGCAGAUUUGAUAUUUAAAUAUACAUACCUUUAUUUGUAUCUGAAAAAAAGUUAUAUAUAUAUAUAUAUAUAUAUAUAUAAUGAAUAAGUACAAAGUAAAUAACAGUUCAAGCCUAAUCCAUAUGCAUGUUGAAAGGUGCAACAAAAGAAGUAUCUAUACCAACCUGUUCCCUAACCAAUAGAAACACGAAUUAAAAUUUAAUACUGCAAAUAAUCUCAGAAAAUAAAUCAAAGUAAUUUGUGUCUUUAUUAGUCCAACCUCUACAGACCGUAGUAAGUGGUGCAAAAAAUUGCAAAAUUAUAACAUCAAAAUCAUAAA
Molecule: messenger RNA, 1919 nt
Organism: Stegodyphus dumicola
Lineage: Eukaryota; Metazoa; Arthropoda; Arachnida; Araneae; Eresidae
Product: acyl-CoA dehydrogenase family member 11-like
Molecular function (GO): acyl-CoA dehydrogenase activity
Source: RefSeq, a predicted model, not a curated record